This is a messenger RNA of Fragaria vesca subsp. vesca, 1370 nucleotides long. RefSeq names its product oxidation resistance protein 1-like. The transcript is spliced from 8 exons. Lineage: Eukaryota; Viridiplantae; Streptophyta; Magnoliopsida; Rosales; Rosaceae. The coding region runs from base 217 to 1152 and encodes 311 amino acids. The record is from RefSeq and is a predicted model, not a curated record.
GACUUGAAUGAAUGAAUGACAGACACACAGAAAGAAAAGCUGGAAAGGAAAAUAUAGUUCCCCCACCUAACCUUCCUUUGAUUGUUGUCUUUGCCACUCGUUGUCUUCUUUGUAAGCCCAAACCGAAGCAAGAAUCUUUUCCCAAACAAAAACGAAGACACCCAGAAAAAAAAAUAGGCCUGAGAUUCAUUCGCCGGCUGCCAAAUCCAACCCACAAUGUCCACAUUCAAAGACAAAGUUUCCGAGAGGCUCUCUCGUAUGUUUGCCGAUCCACCCAGCUCAGCCUCUUCUGUUGUUGACGAUGAAAUUCCCCAGGCCAGGUCAUAUUCGAAAGGGGGUAAAUCACUGUCUUCGUACUUUUCCUACAUUAUCCCAUCUGCAGGCGUUGCUGGAUCUAGAUCAUACAAGUGCGAGCUAUCAGUUCCGCUUAGUAAUGUCAACUUUGACUCCAAAGAUGAAACCUUAGAUACAUAUGAAGACUGUCAUUCAUCUGGCGAGAACGGGGUAACUGAAAAUGAUCGAGAAAAUGAUGAUGACCAUGCUUCUAUUGGGAGCACAAGUGGGUCUGAAGUGUUUGAAGAAGCAACUUUACAGUCAAGUUCAGAAAAGCAGUUGGCAUAUCUCAUGGAUGACUCUGUCUUUAUCUCCUCAGACUUGCAUGAAUUCUUGCUUUCUUCUCUUCCUAAUAUAGUGAAAGGGUGCCAAUGGGCACUGCUAUACAGUACGGCAAAACAUGGUAUAUCCCUCCGCACACUAAUUCGCAAGAGUGCUGAAGUUUCUGGUCCAUGUCUGCUGAUUGCUGGAGAUAUGCAAGGUGCUGUAUUUGGUGGACUCCUGGAGGCCCCCUUGAAACCAACUGCAAAGAGAAAAUAUCAAGGAACAAACCAGGCAUUUGUUUUCACUACCAUAUAUGGUGAACCAAGGCUAUUUAGACCAACUGGAGCCAAUCGAUACUAUUUCAUGUGUUUGAAUGAUCUGCUAGCUUUUGGCGGUGGUGGUAACUUUGCUAUAUGCUUAGAUGGAGAUCUGUUAAGCGGAACGAGCGGACCUUGUGAAACAUUUGGGAACUUGUGCUUGGCUCAUAAACCAGACUUUGAAUUGAAGAAUGUUGAGCUUUGGGGCUUUACACAUGCAUCACGGUAUCUGUCUUGAUACGAGGCUAAAAUGAUUCUGCAUCAAAGCUAGAACAUUGUGCUCAUUUGUAACUAUAGAUGUAUGUCUUUAUUAUUCCAUUAUAUUUUCUUUUUCUUCAAGUUGACAUGGGAUGAAUGACAAAGUAAUUAGUAAUUAGAUUUAAAUGUGGUAGCUCAUAGUCUUAGUUGCUAUAUGCAAAAGUAUAAUGCCUUUAUAAUAUAGUUUCUUUAUAGUUU